Belonocnema kinseyi is the source of this 593-nucleotide messenger RNA. RefSeq names its product dynactin subunit 6 (gene DCTN6-p27). Gene Ontology annotation, molecular function: dynein complex binding. The transcript has 5 exons. NCBI's taxonomy places the organism in Eukaryota, Metazoa, Arthropoda, Insecta, Hymenoptera, Cynipidae. The record is from RefSeq and is a predicted model, not a curated record. Bases 3 to 590 code for a protein of 195 amino acids. Gene Ontology annotation, biological process: mitotic spindle organization. Gene Ontology annotation, cellular component: dynactin complex.
AGAUGUCGAUCAACAUGUCAACUGGCACACCUUCCAGUCCUCGAUCAAUUCUGAAAAUUGCUGCUGGGGCAGUAGUUUGCGAUGAAAGCAUACUCAAAGGAGAUAUAACAAUCGGUCCAAGGACUGUUGUUCAUCCCAAGGCUAUAAUUUUAGCAGAAUCAGGUCCAAUUAUUAUUGGCGAAGGAAAUAUAAUCGAAGAAAUGGCAACUAUUAUUAACAGGUUGCCGGAAGGUGCUCCGAAACUUCCGACAGUACCUGUUCAAAUUAUAGGAAAUUAUAACGUUUUUGAAGUGGACAGUACUUGCGAAGCUCACAAAGUUGGGGACAACAAUAUUCUGGAAACGAAAGCAUUUGUUGGUCGAGAUGUUGAAUUGACCAAUGGCUGCAUUGUGGGAGCAGCUUGUUCUGUCUCAGAACCAGAAAUUUUACCCGAGAAUACAAUUAUUUACGGAAGCCAAUGCCAGCGCAGAGAGAUGAAUGAUAAACCCUACCCUCAAGUUGGACAACUUGAUUUUCUGAUGAGAGUACUACCGAACUAUCAUCAUCUGCGAAAACCCAACAUGAAAUUAAAAACCGGCCCAUCGAUAUAGUAA